AUGCAGCUCAAUGGGCCAAGGCGCGGGGCGAAGGUCGCACGGGAGUGCGCCGGCGCCGGGAGGCGGGGCCGUCUCCCUGGCAACCCGCGCGCUGCCCGGGCCUCUCGGCGGGGCGGGAAGCGCGGGAGCCGAGCGCUGGCGACAGGCGGGGCCGCGAGGGCCCCGGGCCCCGGGCGGCCCGGGCCGCUGCAGGAUGAGAGCCUGGGCGUGGCGUCCGUGCCCUCGCAGUGGAGGGGCGCCCAGGGCAUCCGCGGGGAGACGAAAAGUUGCCAGACAGCCAGCAUCGCCACAGCCGAGGCGGCGGUGCAGAGCCGGAAGCUCAGGGACGCCGCGGUGCAGACCGAGGUCCCCACGCCCCUGGGGGCACUGCCCGUGUCCGGGCAUGAGGGCCCGCGGCUGGCGGCCUUCCUGCGCAGGGUCGAGCCGAUGGUGACCCGGGAGCUGAACCGGAACUGGCAGAGCCACGCCUUUGACGGCUUUGAGGUGAACUGGAGCGAGCCGCAGCAGACGGUGACCUGCCUGCACACUCUGGGCUACCCCCCAGCCCAGGCCCAGGGCCUGCACGUAACCAGCGUCUCCUGGAACACCACCGGCUCUGUGGUGGCAUGUGCCUAUGGGCGGCUGGAUGACGGGGACUGGAGCACGCUGAAGUCUUUCGUGUGUGCCUGGAACCUCGACCGUCGUGGCCUGAACCCCCGACAGCCAUCCGCCGUGGUGGAGGUGCCCAGUGCCGUCAUGUGUCUGGCCUUCCACCCCACGCAGCCAGCCCACAUCGCAGGUGGCCUGUACAAUGGUGAGGUGCUGGUGUGGGACAUGAGCCGCCCGGAGGACCCGCUGCUGUGGCGCACAGGCCUGACGGACGACACACACACAGACCCCGUGUACCAGGUGCUCUGGCUCCCGGAGCCCCGGCACAGCCACCGCUUCCAGGUGCUGAGCGUGGCCACGGACGGCAAAGUGCUGCUGUGGCAGGGCGCGGCGCCAGGGCAGCUGCAGCUCGUGGCCGGCUUCGCGCUGGUGGUGCAGCAGCUGCCGCGCAACACCAAGCUCAAGAAGCCUCACCGCGGAGAGACGGAGGUGGGCGCCACGGCGGCCGCCUUCUCCAGCUUCGACCCCAGCCUCUUCGUCCUGGGCACGGAGGGCGGCUUCCCGCUCAAGUGCUCCCUGGCGGCCGAGGCGGCGGCCCUCACGCGCACACCCAGCUCCGUGCAGCUGCGCGCGCCCGCCCAGUUCACCUUCUCCCCGCACGGCGGCCCGGUGUACUCAGUGAGCUGCUCGCCCUUCCACAGGAACCUCUUCCUGAGCGCGGGCACCGACGGCCACGUGCACCUCUACUCCAUGCUGCAGGCGCAGCCGCUCACCUCCCUUCAGCUGACCCACAAGUACCUGUUCGGGGUGCGCUGGUCGCCCGUGCGCCCCCUGGUGUUCGCAGCCGCCUCCGGGGAAGGUGAGGUGCAGCUGUUUGAUCUGCAGAGAAGCUCCCAGAAGCCCACAGUGGCCAUUAAGCAGACGGCGGACGGAAGCCCCGUGUACUGUCUGGAGUUCAACCCGCAGCAGACGCAGCUCCUGGCCGCAGGCGAUGCGCAGGGCAUGGUGCGGGUGUGGCAGCUGAGCAGCGAGUUCACGGAACAGGGGCCCCGGGAGACGGAGGACCUGGACCAGCUGGCAGUGGAGGUGGCCACCUGAGGGCGGGGGACGGGCGAGCCCGUGUGUCUCUCAAAUGAAAACGGGACAAGCGGC
This is a messenger RNA of Sorex araneus (European shrew), 1740 nucleotides long. It is a transcript of the gene DYNC2I2, whose product is annotated as dynein 2 intermediate chain 2. The record is from RefSeq and is a predicted model, not a curated record. Gene Ontology annotation, biological process: intraciliary transport. Gene Ontology annotation, molecular function: dynein light chain binding; dynein heavy chain binding. The coding region runs from base 1 to 1686 and encodes 561 amino acids. Gene Ontology annotation, cellular component: ciliary plasm; cytoplasmic dynein complex. NCBI's taxonomy places the organism in Eukaryota, Metazoa, Chordata, Mammalia, Eulipotyphla, Soricidae. The transcript is spliced from 10 exons.